This is a messenger RNA of Fusarium falciforme, 2424 nucleotides long. Its product is annotated as Zn(2)-C6 fungal-type domain-containing protein. NCBI's taxonomy places the organism in Eukaryota, Fungi, Ascomycota, Sordariomycetes, Hypocreales, Nectriaceae. Gene Ontology annotation, cellular component: nucleus. Gene Ontology annotation, biological process: positive regulation of transcription by RNA polymerase II. Gene Ontology annotation, molecular function: DNA-binding transcription factor activity, RNA polymerase II-specific; zinc ion binding; transcription cis-regulatory region binding. The record is from RefSeq and is a predicted model, not a curated record. The transcript has 5 exons. The coding region runs from base 1 to 2424 and encodes 807 amino acids.
AUGGCUCCUUCUCCCGGUCCUUCUUCUCGUCCUCCUCCCCUCGGCCGUUUGCGCCUUGCCUCGCCGGCCGAUAUCCCGCGCAUCGGCAUCGUCGCUGCUUCUGGAUUUCCCUAUUCUCCCGUCUUUGACUGGGAGCGCCCAAGUCAUGCCAAGUUUCCUCAAGAUACCCUCCUUUCGUAUCGCCACGAGUUCUCGGCUGUCAUCAAAAGUCCCGAGCACAUCGUCCUUGUCGCCACCGACAAGUUUGAUCCCAACGAAGGAAAAAAGACCAAGGCAAUCAUACCGCCCAACAAUGGUUGGCCUACACCCAAACCUCAUGAUGAGGUGGUUGUCGGUGUGGCCUGUUGGAAACUCCCGCCUGGGUCAAACAGAAAAGGAUCAUUUCAAAAUGAUGGCGCACCUUAUCCUGAACUCCUGGAAAACCCAAUGAGAGACAUGGACAAGGACCACUGCGACGCGCUUGACGAGCUCUGCGAGGCGGCGGAAGAACAGUACUUCCAGGGUCUCGCUACAAUGGAGAUGGUCGUCGUACAUCCCGCGUACUGGAGACGCGGUCAUGGAGGCCGUCUAGUUCGGUGGGGCAUCGAUCUCGCCAAACUAGACAAGGUCUGCCAAGGGGUCAUUGCCGCUGAGAUGGGCAAAUCGCUUUACCUUUCUCUAGGUUACGAGGAACUCGAAGACUUGCACCUCGACGGCGUUCAUGUCUCGGCCAUGCAAUACCACAUCAAGUCGGACUCUGCUGUGAAACGACUCCUGUCAAGGGUGACGCGACUGAGACGACACAUUCCUAUGCCAGUGCCAGCUGAAGCGCCACCACUUCGUCAGGCCUGCCAGAGACGUUUCAAGAAGAAGUGCAGUGAGGAAAGGCCUACCUGUCAGCGCUGCAAGAGCGCCGGCGUAGCUUGCGAGUAUGGGGUUCACCUGAGAUGGGGCGGGAGACCCUUCAAUCGCUCUGCGUUUGGCAAUUGUCUAUCUCGGAGUGAGUUGAGUGUUCAGAGACUAGAUAUCAAUCAGGAUAACUUCAUCUACGUCUCUCCCUCCACACCUCAACCAAGCCAGGCUGCUGUCGCCGUCUCUACUCCUCCCCCUUCUUCCUCUCCCUCAUCAAGUACCCUAUCCAAGGAAACAGAAAACUAUGACACCUCUUCCUCAACCUCAUCAGAAGUCUCUCUGUUAAGUCCAGCUAAAACCUAUGACCUGGUUCCUCGGCGGCGACAAUUAUCUCUACCACUUCCCGUCGGAUACUUCAGUCACCUAUCACCCCUGCACAUGUCCGGCCUUCAAUAUUUUACAGAACGAACCGUCAGAGCUCUCGCCCCUCAUCCUCAAAUAUUCGAUGAGCUAUGCGAGUUGAUUCUUCCCAUGGCCGUCUUCAACGACGCUCUAUUACAGGGCAUCGUCGCCCUCGCCGCCGUACACAAACUGGCCAGCUGCAAGACAAGUGACGAGCAGACUGCACAAUGUCUCAUCAUAGAAGGCUUCCAGGCCCUAAGUUCAAGAUCUCUAUGCCAGAGGCUCUCUGAAUGCGAUGACGACCGACAGCUCGUGCCACUGCUAGCUGCAGCAAGGACCUUGUUCGUCUGCGAGGUCUUUGCUGCCAAUCCCAGCCGUGACCGAUGGAGCAUACACUUCCGGGGCGCUCGGGGGCUUAUCUCUCGACUCCAAGACAAGGGCCUCUCACAAAAUCCGACAGAUGAGCUGCGCUUUUUGUUGCGCUGGUUCGACAUGACCGAGUCACUAGUUUGCCACGCUGCCAGUGAUCUGGUGUCUGAACAAACAACGAUCCCUACCCCCUCGACGCAGUCCUCUGAUAGCGAACCUGUGUACAUUGACAUGUACCUGGCGCGCACAAGAGAUCUACUAGGCGUGUUCAAGGAGAUUGCCCGGCUACAGCAUCGCAGUAACAAGGCCACAGACGCAGAAGAUGCCGAGGUUUCAUGGCUUCUGAGCUAUCUUCAGGGCAUCAUCGACCGAGAUCGAGCCAAUCCACCUCCAGUUCUUUCCAUACGAGGUCGCGUCUUCUCACCGCAUGAGGUGAACGAGUAUCGGUUAUCGAAUCAGGUGUGGCAGCUAACAGCUUUACUCCUUAUUCAACGGCGCCUUCGUCACUUACCCAGGUCUUCAUCUACAAUCCAAGACCUAGUCCGUCGCAUUCUCGAGGGCGCUGAACGGAUGACACUUCGGGACGGCCUCACGCCCGUAACUCUUCUCACACCUCCGCUGUUUUUUGCGGGCUGUGACGCCCUCGGUCCUCAUCGCGAAAGGGUGCAGCAUCUAUUACAUGGCGUUUCCAAAUGUCUUGGGUUGCUCAACACGCAAAAGGCCCUCGACAUCCUAGAGGAUCACUGGGCGGUGGACGAUGGUCAUGAUGACGAGCUGGCUGAUAUGUCAUUGCCCAAGAUUAGCGAGUUUCUACCAUACUAA